This is a messenger RNA of Priceomyces carsonii, 3897 nucleotides long. RefSeq lists its product as uncharacterized. Bases 1 to 3897 code for a protein of 1298 amino acids. Gene Ontology annotation, molecular function: chromatin binding; ATP binding; histone binding. Gene Ontology annotation, cellular component: nucleus. Lineage: Eukaryota; Fungi; Ascomycota; Pichiomycetes; Serinales; Debaryomycetaceae. The record is from RefSeq and is a predicted model, not a curated record. Gene Ontology annotation, biological process: positive regulation of transcription by RNA polymerase II. The transcript has a single exon.
AUGGCUGGUUCACGAGUACGUCACAGCCACUUGAUUGAGCUGGAAAGUGAUGCUGCCUCGAGAAGCGAUGAUGAAGAAGAGAGUCCAAAAUUGGCAAAAAGAACUAGAAACAGGCCCAAGUACACAGAAGGCAAUUCUCCCGAAGAAAUAAGCGAUAACGAGGCUAGCGCCAAUCCGAGUGAGACUCUGAAGCUGCCUCAAUCAUCUGGUAUUAAAUACAACUUUGAGAAGAACGAUGUAAAAGCAGAGGAACCUGAAGAAGGAAAGGCAGAUUCUGAUGAAUCUGAAGACGAGGAACCAGAUGCAGCAGAACUUGAUGAUGAUAAGGAAGAGGAUUACAUGGAAGAUGACGAUGAAGAAAACCAAAUUUCAAGAUCUAGAGCAAGACGGUCACGAAGGAGCAAACAUGCGGCAGUUGUUUCAGAUGAUUCUGAUUUUCACGAAGACAGUGACAUUUCUGAUGAAGACGAGUUUGUAGAAAAGUUGAAGGAAAGGAACUUUGUAGCUUCUGAUGAUGAAAACAACUCUGAAGAUUUUGGCUAUGGGGACGCACCUCCAAAGAGAAAAAAAAGAAGGAGAAGUAGAUCAGUUUCUGUUGAGCCUAGAAGAACAAGGAUGACUAGGUCGAAAGUCUAUAGUGAGCAAGAAAAUAACCAUGAGUUGAAAAACUCCGAAGAUGAUGUGGAUAGCAUACAAAAAGAGAUUGAAGAUUUGUAUGAUUCAUCUCCAAGUCAGACACCAGUCAAGCAUAAACUAAGGGAAAGAGGUAACAAAAUUGAUUAUACUAUACCUCCUCCCAUUUCAAAUGACAUGCAAAUUGGAAAUAGUCCUAUCGUUCCAGGCAGCAGGUCGAGGGGCAGACGACCAAAUAUUAAUAAGAAUGAAUACAGAAAGCUAUUGUUUCCGACUGCGGGUCCAUUUGGAGGAAGUGACGUUAUAUCUUUAUUUGGUACGAAUAUCCCACCUGGAGGAAUGUCAUUACCUGGAAUGACUAACACGAACAGUCUAACUGCUAUUGGCCAAAAUGACAGCGAUUCAGACUCUUCUGAAGACGAAAUUGCACCAGUAAACGGAGAGGCAUCGAUAAAGACCUCAAAGAAUUUUUUAAUUCCUUCAAAAGCAGCUCCUGGUGCAUUGAUUGACCAGAAAGAAAAGAAGAAAAACAGUCUUAGUGAUUCAGAUCCAUUGGGUGUUGAUAUGAAUAUUGAUUUUUCUGUUGUUGGUGGCUUGGACAACUAUAUCAAUCAACUCAAGGAAAUGGUUGCUCUUCCAUUGUUAUAUCCUGAGCUCUACCAGAACUUCGCCAUUACACCGCCUAGGGGGGUUUUAUUUCAUGGUCCUCCGGGUACAGGUAAGACCUUGAUGGCUAGAGCAUUGGCAGCUAGCUGUUCUUCGUCUACGAGAAAAAUUACUUUUUUUAUGAGAAAAGGUGCAGACUGUCUAAGUAAAUGGGUAGGGGAGGCAGAGCGACAACUUAGAUUAUUAUUUGAAGAAGCAAAAAAUCAACAGCCAUCCAUCAUAUUUUUUGACGAAAUUGAUGGGUUAGCACCUGUGAGGUCUUCGAAGCAAGAACAAAUCCAUGCGAGUAUUGUUUCCACAUUAUUGGCCUUGAUGGACGGUAUGGACAACAGAGGACAAGUAAUUGUAAUUGGCGCCACUAAUAGACCAGACUCUGUUGACCCAGCUUUAAGACGCCCAGGAAGGUUCGAUCGUGAAUUUUAUUUUCCCUUGCCUGACAUGUCUGCGAGGGCGAAGAUUUUGGAAAUUCACACAAGAAAGUGGCAUCCACCUUUACCAGAAGAGUUUCUUAAGAAAGUGGCAGAAUUGACUAAAGGAUAUGGAGGGGCAGACUUGAGAGCAUUAUGUACGGAGGCAGCGCUUAACAGCAUACAGCGCAAAUAUCCACAAAUUUAUGGAACUAGUGACAAACUCAAAGUUGAUCCCACGAAGGUGAAAGUAGUUGCAAAAGAUUUUAUGAAUGCACUUGAUAAAAUUGUACCAUCAAGCGCUAGAUCUAGCUCCUCAGGUUCCUCGCCGUUGCCUGAUAACUUGAAACCUUUAUUACAACCACUUAUGAGUGAAAUAAUCAAGAAGCUUGACGACUUGUUACCUGACGCAGGUAGUAAGAAAAAAAAGUUAACUACUCUUCAAGAAGCGCAUUACUUAGAUCCUACAAUUAAUGACAGUGAUGGUGGUUUUGGGAAACAGCAACUUUUGAAGAACCUUGAAAAUUCAAGAGUAUUUAAGCCACAUUUACUAAUUUGUGGUGGCCAAGGUAACGGUCAGCAAUACAUUACAUCUGCCAUCCUUAAUUAUUUAGAGGGAUUUCAACUUCAAUCAUUAGAUAUGGGAAACAUAUUUGGCGAUCCAACUAAGUCGCCAGAGCUGUGCAUUGUUCAGACUUUCAUUGAAGCAAGACGGCAUCAACCUUCCGUUAUAUUUAUCCCUAACAUUGAUAUUUGGUUCCAGGUUGUCCCCUCCUCUGCUAAGGCUACUUUGACUGGAUUACUUAGAAACCUCAGAAGCAAUGAAAAAAUUUUGUUACUUGGUAUAUCUGAAACAAAUAUAGAGGAUAUUGACCCAGAAGUAAAGUUAAUCUUUGGCUUUAACAAUUAUUCCAACAACGUUGGCUUAAGAAAUCCUUCAAGGAGCCAGCGAAAAGAGUAUUUCGAGACGAUGAAAAAAGCCCUUCUAAUGAAACCAUUUGAAUUCGUUAAUGAUCUUAAAAAUCGCCCCAAGCGCAAACUCAAAAAGCUUAAAGUUUUGGUUGAUGAGGUCAAUGAGCCUCAGAGUUUGCUGCUUAAAAGACGUCUCAAACAACAGGAUUAUGAAGACACAAAAUUAAAGAAUGUUCUUAAGAUUAAGCUAGCUGGUUUAAUGGACCUUUUCAAGAAUCGAUAUAAGCGCUUUAAAAAACCUCUUAUUGACGAUACUUUUUUGUAUCAUUUAUUCGAUCCGACCGUAAUUGAUAACCCUUUAAAUAACUAUGAGGUUUUAUAUGAAAGGUCUCAUGAUGCUGGGCAUGAGAACAUGAUCAAAGAGAUUGCAUCAGGUAAAUUUUACUAUAACAUGGACUUGGACAUUAUUGAAGAGAGACUUUGGAAUGGAUAUUAUAGUGAGCCGAAACAAUUCUUGAAGGACAUAAAGUUGAUCGUAAAGGACUCUAUCACGUUUGGUGAUCGAGAGAGGAUACUCAAGGCCAAUGAAAUGUUUACCAAUGCGCAGUUUGGUGUAGAUGAAUUCAGUACACCUGAGUUCAUUCAAGCUUGCAAAAAAUUAAGAAUGAGAGAAAUAGAAAAACAAAAAGUGCUUCUUGAGGAGCGCAAGCAGUUGGCUGAAAACUUAAAAGCAAAUCAAGUGCAAAAUAUUAUUGUGCAUGAAGGAGGAACAGGAAACUUUCUGGAAGGAACAAAUAUGAAUGGUACGGCGGACAUUCAGGUCAUGAAUAAUGGUGCUUUGCUGAGCAAAGGUAGCGAUAAUAGUACUUUGGUAAAUGAAUUUACUCAGACUCCGCUGUUAUUGGAAUCUGAUGUAGCAAAUGGUAAAAAAACAGAAGAGACUAAUGGUACUGUCGCAUCCAGCAAUGUAAAGCUUGAUGAUAAAAAGGAGCUGGAUGAGGAACGCGAAUCCGACACCGAAUCUGAAGCCGAAGACGAAGAGCCACUAAAAGCAGUUGAAUCCAAGGAGUUAAUAUUAAGUGACAAGACUGAUGAGUUUUUCGAAAAUACACUAUUGGAAAUAACAGAGAAUUACAAUAUUGAAAAAUUAGAAAUUGUGAUGGCAAAGCUAAUCGAAAUCAUUUGGGACGAUAGGGAUAAGUGGGAUAAAACAUCAACCAUGGAUAAGAUGAUCUACACUGCCAAUAUGUUCAGAUCCUCUUUUAGCUUGCCAAUUUAG